This is a messenger RNA of Didymodactylos carnosus, 1089 nucleotides long. The record is from the annotation of a GenBank genome assembly. Lineage: Eukaryota; Metazoa; Rotifera; Eurotatoria; Philodinida; Philodinidae.
UAUAAUAUAAUAUACUAUAUAAUUUUUUGUCUAAGACUGUUCUUUUCACUGUUCUUCUCAGUGCGUUUUUUGAUUAGUGUACACUUCUUUAUUUUUCUCUGCGGCGGUGUCUGCCUUUUUUGUAAGCGUUUCUUUCUUUUUUCUGUGCGUCGCUUUUUUUACGUCAGUAAGAGUGUUGGAAACACACUAAGCAAGACUAUAUUUCAAAAACUAAGGGAAAGAAAUGAAGGCUUACUCAACGGUGUUUUAUUUUCACCACGACACAUUCAUUUCUUUCUUCUCUUAAGAUGACUAAAACAAUCUUACUCAAAAGAAAGCGACGCACACAGAAAAAAGAAAGAAACGCUUACAAAGAAGGAAGACAUAGGCGCAGAGAAUAAUAAAGAAGUGUACACAAAUGAAAAACCACACCGAGGAGAAAGAAAAGAAGAGUGUUAGACAAAAAUGUUUUGUAUAAUUUUGUUUCAUGCAUUUAUAUUCAUUAUUUAAGUUCACUUUUUAUGAAAUUGGUGAUACGCGCAAGAAAACAGCAUGAUGGAUGUCGAAAGUCCUGGUCGAAACCGUCCAUGCUACGGAGUGUUUCGGUGCUCUCAAUGCAAAAGAACCUGGAAGAGUACUAAGGCUUGGCCUCACUCUGGUCAAACCUGUGCAGACUGUGAUACUCUUGUAUAUCCAAGCAAUCUCUCGAAAAAUUUCGCUUAUAUUUGCAAUGAUUGUAGUGCAUUCUGGUAUUCAUGUUAUUCAAGAAGUAGGGAAAAAUGCGGAAACUGUAAAUCAUAUAACAUCAGCGAUCCUCUAGAUCCUGAUGAUUUAGACGAUCAAAACGUUAUCAAUACACACAAGGCCGAUCAUAAGAAGAAACCGAAUGUUUCGAAUUCGAACGGUGAGCAUAAAGAACAUUUGUGCCAGAAAUGUCAAGCAAUGGGGCGACCUUGCCGCGAAGUCGAUGGUAUUAAACACAUGUUAGGGUCAACUACUUAUGCAUCAAAACAUGUGGGUACAUUGGAAAAACCUAAAAAUCCUGGGUCGAAGAUAGUUACCGAUUAUAGUGAUGCUGCUACUCAACCGGUUUGUAAAGCAUAUAUGUAG